This is a messenger RNA of Linderina pennispora, 1512 nucleotides long. RefSeq lists its product as uncharacterized. The record is from RefSeq and is a predicted model, not a curated record. Gene Ontology annotation, molecular function: amino acid transmembrane transporter activity. The transcript has 5 exons. Gene Ontology annotation, biological process: amino acid transmembrane transport. Gene Ontology annotation, cellular component: membrane. The coding region runs from base 1 to 1512 and encodes 503 amino acids. Lineage: Eukaryota; Fungi; Kickxellomycota; Kickxellomycetes; Kickxellales; Kickxellaceae.
AUGGGGAGCACCGAAGCAAUUGAAGAUUUCGCCCCAACGCCACAGCCGCCCCGCACGGACACGAUCUACCCUGCAGGUGCGCCAGACAUGGGGGACGAGAAGGACAUCAUGCGUGCCGACACCAUGUCAGAGGACCUGGAGGACCAAAAGCAGGGUGCACCCAAGCUCAAGCGGUCGCUCAAGAGCCGCCACAUGGGCAUGAUCGCCAUCGGCGGCACAAUCGGAACCGGCCUGUUCAUCGGAAGUGGCACGACAAUAGCAGAAGCCGGGCCGGCGGGUGCCCUUGUCGCCUAUGCGGUGAUGGGCUCGAUGGUGUUCUUCGUGUGCACGUCGCUGGGCGAAGUGUCGACGUUCAUCCCUGUCUCUGAUCCGUUCAACCAUUUCGCCGCGCGCUUCAUGGACCCAGCGCUCGGAUUUGCCUUCGGGUGGAACUACUGGUACUCGUGGGUGCUGACGGUGGGCUCGGAGCUCGUUGCCUGCGGGAUCAUCGUGCAUUUUGUUGCGUUGGUGAUCAUGUUCCUGUUCAACGCCGUCUCAGUCAGGGGCUACGGCGAGGCCGAGUUCAUCAUGUCGUCGCUCAAAGUCAUCACAGUAUUCGUGUUCAUCAUUGUCGGCAUCCUGACCAUCACAGGAGCCACUGGUGGGCACUACUAUGGAGGUGAGAUGUGGCAUAAAGAGGGAGCGCCGUUUAAGGAACACAUUGUCGGAAUCCUGAAGGCCUGCAUUGUAGCAGCGUUUUCGUUCCAGGGCACUGAAAUCAUCGGUGUCACCGUCGGCGAGUCAGCCAACCCGCGCAAGGAUGUGCCUCACGCCAUCCGCUCGGUGUUCUGGCGUAUCCUGUUCUUCUACAUCGGCCAAUCACCGUUCACAAUGGUGUUCGAGCGGGCUGGAGCUGCCUGGGCUGGGCAUUUCUGUCCUGCUGGUAACUCGGGCCUGUAUGCGUCCACGCGCGUGCUGUGGGUGCUGGCCAAGGAGGGCAAGGCGCCGCGCAUUUUCCGCAAGGUCACCAAGGGUGGAGUUCCGAUCUGGGCUCUGUCAUUCACUGCCUUUCUGGUCGUGUAUGUGUUUUUGAUCAACCUCGCUGGUCUCUCGGGCAUCGUGUUCUGGCUCGGCAUCGGCCUGUGCCACUGGCGCUUCCACCGCGCGUACGUCGCCCAGGGCUACGACGUCAAGGACCUGCCUUACCGCGCUGCGCUGUUUCCGUUUGGUCCCAUGUAUGCAUGCUUCCUGCUGACAGUCAUCAUUAUUGGCCAGGGAUAUGGCACGAUCUGGCCCAAGUUUGAUGCGGUUGGGUUCGUGUCGACGUACCUAGCGCUGCCACUGUUUUUGAUCUUCUGGCUUGGCUGGAAGUACUACAAGAAGACAAAGUGGGUGUCGCUGAUGGAGUGCGACUUGGUUACGGGCACGCUGCUCGAGAUGGAGCGCAACGGCGAAAUUGAGGUUUUCCCGCCCGAGCAGCCGGGCAGACUGAAGCGCAUGCUGCGGUUCCGGGGCCGGCAGAAGUCAGACUAG